CGCGGUUCUACCGGGAGCUGCUCGGCAUGAGCGCGCUGCGCCACGAGGAGUUCGCCCAGGGCUGCAAGGCGGCCUGCAACGGCCCGUACGAUGGGAAGUGGAGUAAAACGAUGGUGGGCUACGGACCCGAAGACGAUCACUUUGUCAUAGAGCUGACCUACAACUACGGAGUCGGGGAGUAUCGCCUUGGCAACGACUUUCUGGGCAUCACACUUGUGUCCAGCCAGGCUGUGAGCAAUGCCAGGAACAUGGGGUGGCCGAUCAAGGAAGUUGCAAAGGGCAUGUUUGAAACUGAAGCCCCGGGAGGAUACAAGUUCUACCUAGAAGACAAAGAGCAACCAAAGCAAGAUCCUGUGCUGAAAGUAGCUUUGGCUGUCUCUGAUCUGCAGAAAUCUGUUAACUAUUGGUCGAAUCUGCUGGGAAUGAAGAUAUAUGAGAAGGACGAGGAAAAUCAAAGGGCUUUACUGGGCUAUGGAGAUAACCAGUGCAAGUUGGAGCUGCAAGGCAUCGGAGGUGCAGUGGAUCAUGGCACAGCUUUCGGGCGGAUCGCCUUCUCCUGUCCAAAGGAUGAGUUACCGCACAUCGAAGCACUGAUGAAGAAGCAGGAGCAGAAGAUUCUAACACCCCUGGUUAGCUUGGACACCCCUGGAAAAGCAACUGUUCAAGUGGUUAUCCUGGCUGAUCCAGAUGGGCACGAAAUCUGCUUUGUAGGAGAUGAAGCAUUUCGAGAGCUUUCCAAGGUGGAUCCAGAGGGCAACAAGCUGUUAGAUGACGCUAUGGCAGCGGACAAAAGCGAUGAGUGGUUUGCUAAGCACAACAUGCAGAAGGCUUCUGCUUAGUGCCUGCAUGAGAGAGAGAAAGGAUCGCCUGGUAAUGCACGCCUUGAUUUCAGUACAAGCUAGAUGCCUGGAAGAUGUGAUAUGUGUGAUUGGAUGUCAUGUCCUCCCCCUCAGUGAGAGAUGGUACAAUGCCUUGUGAUUUGAAUGACUUCCAUGUCUUAGUGCAACCUAAAAGACAGCUCUCCUUUGGGGUAAAUGGCACCUACUGCUUCAUUGGGAAAGCUUCAGCUGAGUGUAAUAGGUAGGUGUAGCAUGUGGUGUUGUGACUUGGGAGUCUGGAGUUCAUGGUUGGAAAUCUCUUGUGUUCUGCUUUUCCUGCUGAACUUGAGAAAAGCCCCAAGCUUAGCUGGCUACUCCUUUCCAGAGUGCGAGUGUGUGUCGACAGCAGUAGAUUAGGAGUGAGGAGUAGCUCAGUUUUGUGGCUACCUUGUCAAAUGAGACCAGAACUGAAUUGCUACACAACCUAAAAUAGAAAAUACAGUACUAGCAAGCAGCAGGAAAUGAAACAGCAUUAACUAACCGAGGUCAGUUCAGCAUGUCUGUUCAAAGCAAAAACAAUGAAGACUGGUUUAGAUUGGGGCAAGAGGAGUUAUUUGUAGGCGAAUGUUUAGAUUUUCCUUUUCAAGCAAGACAUGGCUAAAGCGAAAGGAAAGCUGUGGAGCUGAUGGCUGAUGCUUGCUCUGUGCAGAUAAGAUGGACUGGACAACUCCAGAGGUGCUGGGAGCACUUGCUUUCCUGGAGGGUGGGCAAGUAGUUAAUGCAGCAGUCCACUCUCUAGCAUGUGCUUGAGUGCUGCCGCUGUGUCUGCUGCAUGUUAAGAAGGGAACUGCUUUGGGAUUGCUUGGUGGGGAAUGUUGCGUGCACUUUGCCUUGGCCGUGCAGAGGAUCUUACUGCUACACGGGGAAGUCAGCUUGCCUUAAGUCUAAGAAUCCCUGCCUGUCUUAGCAGAGCUGUCACUGUGCUACAGCUGCGCUGCUGCUUUCCUGUGGUCCAUCUGCUCCUGAAUCAAAGUGACUUUAUACUGGGAAACUUGCCUAGAGCCUCAUGUGAAGCGUUUGUUUUGGAGGUCUUAUUUGACUGGGUCCACAUGAAGCUCAGCUGUGUUUUGCUUCUCACAAGGGAACACAAACACUGCACAUUCCAAGUAGGAAUGGUCUGUUGAGUGGGGGCGACCUAGCAAAGUAGAACAAGUCAGAACUUGCUUUAAAGGUGGGAAAACUGGCCUGGAAAAUGAACGGCUGCCUAGAAAUUAGCUUUGUUUAACUACCUUGAGAACUACCUGCUGUUAAAAGAGCUUUGUUAGCUGGGAGAAUCGACUUAAACCUCUGCUUCUGCUGUGGGAACGGUAUGUACUGAAUCUUGAAUGUACCCAAUAAAUAGCAACAGUGUA
This is a messenger RNA of Gavialis gangeticus (Gharial), 2230 nucleotides long. It is a transcript of the gene GLOD4, whose product is annotated as glyoxalase domain containing 4. Bases 27 to 839 code for a protein of 270 amino acids. NCBI's taxonomy places the organism in Eukaryota, Metazoa, Chordata, Crocodylia, Gavialidae. The transcript is spliced from 8 exons. The record is from RefSeq and is a predicted model, not a curated record.